UAUGGAGGUCUCGCUCUACGCUACCUGUCCAAGCAGCAGAUCGGAGGUUCAAGCGAGAAACGAUGUCGUACUAUCCCCGAGACCACCGCGCCGCCGACGAUGACGCCGACGACUUCGCCGAGUACGAUCCCACGCCUUACGGCGGCGGAUACGACAUAGCCCUCACCUACGGCCGCCCUAUUCCGCCAUCGGAGGAGACCUGCUACCCCACCACAUCCUCCGGCUCCGACAACUUCGACUAUGAUCGCCCCUCUUACACCUCCUCCGCCGAGCCCUCCGCUUACUCCGAAGACGUCCUCGACAACGAAUACAAGAGCUAUGCCCGUCCGAAGCCCCGCCCCGCUCCGUCGUCCUACAGCGGCGGCGCCGAGUACGAUAGGCCUCAAUCCGAUUACGGGAUGAACCGUCCUGGUGGAAACAGCGGAGAAGGCGAAUAUGGCGGGUCCGGGUAUGAGAGACCCAGUUCUGAGUAUGGAUCUGGCUAUGGUAGGAAGACGGAGUACGGGGAACCGGAUCAGGGAUUCGGAUCCGGGUUCGGUGGAAGGCCUGAAUUGGACCAACCCAGCUCGGACUAUGGUUCGGGGUAUGGACGGAAAAGUGAGUAUGAAGGUUCGCAGUACGGAUCUGGAUAUGGUCGGAAGAGCGAGUACGAAAAGCCAAGUUCCGAGUACCGAUCUGAGCAUGGUCGGAAGAACGAGUAUGAAGAACCAACUUCCGAUUACGGAUCUGGGUACGGUCGGAAGAGCGAGUACUCGGAACCCACUUCCGAGUACGGAUCAUCUGGGUAUGGUCGGAAGAGCGAGUACCAGGAACCACCUUCCGAGUAUGGGUCAUCUGGGUUUGUUCGGAAGAGCGAGUACCAGGAACCACCUUCCGAGUAUGGGUCAUCUGGGUUUGUUCGGAAGAGCGAGUACCAGGAACCACCUUCCGAGUAUGGAUCAUCUGAGUAUGGUCGGAAGAGCGAGUACGAGAAACCCACUCCGGAUUACGGGUCUGGUUAUGAGCGAAAGAGUGAGUACGAGGGGGGCGGGUCGGAGUAUGGAUCUGGGUAUAGUAGGAAGCCGAGCUACGGGGAGGAAGAAAGUGGUGGUGGGUAUGGAAGGACUGAGUAUAAGACACCGGGUUAUGGGGAGGAGAGGCCGAGUUAUGGGCGGCCCAGCUAUGGCAGCCAGGAAGGAGAGGGCUAUGGCCGCCCAACCUAUGGCCGCCCUGAAGAGGAGGACUACCGCAAGCAGCCUAGCUAUGGGCGAUCCGAGGAGGAAGAUUACCGCAAGCCUAGCUAUGGGAAGCGCAACGAUGAGGAGGAGGAGGAGGAGGAGGGGGGCUAUGGCCGUAAGAAAUAUGGGGAUAACAAUUCUGACGACGAGAGCGAGGAGAAACGUAGCUACAAGCACCACCACCACCAUCGCAAGCACAACGAUGAUUAAUCGGAAUACGCUUGAAGCCGCCGCCUUCUGAAUGGCAGUCAUGCAUGCCCUACUACUCUACUAAAUAAAAGAGAAGGCAAGAGAAGGCUUGUGUGCUAGUCAUCUGUAAAAGGGGCAUAUAGGCCUCUGGUUGUGCGUGUGUGUGUGUGUGUGUCUGUCUGUUCCGCUUUUAAAUGAUAUUCCUAAACAUUUGGCUC
Diospyros lotus (date-plum) is the source of this 1624-nucleotide messenger RNA. RefSeq lists its product as uncharacterized. NCBI's taxonomy places the organism in Eukaryota, Viridiplantae, Streptophyta, Magnoliopsida, Ericales, Ebenaceae. Bases 63 to 1427 code for a protein of 454 amino acids. Gene Ontology annotation, molecular function: phosphatidic acid binding. The transcript has 2 exons. The record is from RefSeq and is a predicted model, not a curated record.